This is a messenger RNA of Papaver somniferum (opium poppy), 618 nucleotides long. Its product is annotated as glycoprotein 3-alpha-L-fucosyltransferase A-like. The record is from RefSeq and is a predicted model, not a curated record. Gene Ontology annotation, cellular component: membrane. Bases 1 to 618 code for a protein of 205 amino acids. Gene Ontology annotation, molecular function: fucosyltransferase activity. The transcript is spliced from 5 exons. Lineage: Eukaryota; Viridiplantae; Streptophyta; Magnoliopsida; Ranunculales; Papaveraceae.
AUGAAUUUUAUCUAUUUAUACGAGAAGAAAUGUUUUGUUGUAAAUGUGGUUGGAGAUGUGUUGAGAUCAUAUGAAACAACAACUGCAUCACUAGUGUGGUCUGAUGAGGCUCAGGAAUGGGAUACUUGCUCUGUUGGAUGUCAUUUUGGACACAAAAGUGAAGAUGAUAAGACGCCGGAUGCUUCGUUUGGUCAACCUGGUAAUGGAGAGCCUGGGAUUCUUCGGACAAUGGAGUCAUCCCAUUAUUAUUCAGAGAAUAACUUUUCUCCGGCACGAGAGAAAGGGUUUAAAGUUGUAAUGACAACUAGUCUCUCAUCAGAUGUUCCUGUUGGUUAUUUUUCGUGGGCUGAGUAUGACAUUAUGGCACCCUUACAACCACAGAUAGAAAAGGCCCUUGCGGCUGCCUUCAUUUCCGACUGUGGUGCCCGAAACUUCCUUUUGCAGGCCCUUGAGAUGCUUGAGAAGUCAAAUAUUUCAAUAGAUUCCUAUGGUGGUUGCCAUCGGAACCGUAAUGGAGAAAAAAACAGGGAAAACCCUGAUAGCAGAUUUGUUGUUAUGAUGAAAAUUGGGAAAUGUACCUUAGGACUUUCGGGAGCUUUUAAAUAUACUGUUGUAUAG